AUGAGUGGAUUCUUCUGUCCUGGGGGUCCAAUCAAACCCACAACUUUCGAUCUUAUUGUCAUUGGAACAGGCAUCCCUGGAUCAGUAAUUGCCGCCGCAGCUUCUGCUGUUGGAAAAACUGUCCUCCACCUUGACCCCAAUCCAUUUUAUGGCAGCCACUUCGCCUCUCUCCCCCCAAAUGACCUCACCUCCUUCCUCAAUUCCCAUUCUACAGAUCACAUCACCACUGCCACCAUUAACACCACCUCUAUUGAUCCUAGUCUCGACCAUGAUUACAUUGCCAUAGACCUGAAACCCCGGUUGUUAUACUCUAAUAUUGAGACUGCCACCUAUGACCCUGAAAUCCUUGCAAAACAUUGCCCGAGAGAAUUCACUAUCGACCUUGGAGGUCCUAGGUUGCUAUUCCCUGCUGACAAAGCCACUGACCUUUUGAUGAAAUCCGGACUAAAUUUGUAUGUUGAAUGUGGGUUCUUGGAAUUCAAGAACAUCAGUGAAAUUUUUGUUUGUGAUGAGAAUGGGCAGUUAAGGAAUAUUCCACACUCGCGAAUAGAAAUGUUUAAAGACAGGAGCCUAAGCCUUAAAGAGAAGAGUAUGUUAGCAAGGUUCUUCAAGUUCCUUGAGCAGUACUUGGAAGCCUCUCGUGGUAUUGGCGGAGACCAAGAAGGGAGCCACAAUAGUGAAAGUUCCAAGAUUUCAGAGGAGGACUUGGAGAGUCCCUUUAUUGACUUCAUAAAUAGAAUGCAGUUGCCACCCAAAAUAAAAUUGAUUAUUCACUGCAUUGCCAUGGUAGAUUGUGGUCAAGACGACUUGGAAGUUUGUAAAAGUAAACUUAAGACAAGAGAUGGGUUAGAGCGUUUAGCCCUCUACCACAGUUCAAGGUCGACAAAUGCCCAUGGAGCUUGGAUUUAUCCUGAAUAUGGUCAUGGGGAUUUAUCAGCUGCCUUUGCCCGCCGAGCCGCUGUUAAAGGUUGCAUUACUGCUUUGCAUACGCCAGUUAAUGCUGUGCUUAUGGAUAAGGAUAGUGGACAAUAUAAGGGUGUUAGAUUAGCAUCAGGUCAAGCUUUGUUUAGCCAUCACCUUGUUUUGGAUCCAACCUUCACCGUUCCAUUGGCACCAACUUCAUCUCCACCAAACCUUCUAAGAGAAGGUCUUCAAGUUUUAAGUCUGAAAGAUGAUAAAGGAAAGGUGGCUAGGGGAAUAUGUAUUACAGCCAGUUCCUUGAAGCCAGAUGUAUCAAAUUGUGUGCUUGUAUGUCCUCCCAGAUCUUUGUGCCCUGAACAGGAUACCUCAAUCUGGAUUAUCCAGAUAUGUGGCAGUUUGGAAACGGGUGUUUGUCCAAAGGGCAUGUUUCUGCUGUACUUUUCUGCUCUAUGUGAUGAUGCUGAGCAAGGAAAAAGGUUGCUACAAGCAGUCAAGAAUGCUCUUCUCACACUUCCUAUGUCUGGAAAUCCUGAAAGAGCUUCCACAGUUCAAAGUGAAAAAGCAGAAGUAAAACCCACCUUACUUUGGAGCACGUUGUAUAUUCAGGAGCUGACUAUAGAUCAACACGAAUAUCUUAUUUCAACUCCCAUGCCAGAUGGAAAUCUGUGGUACAAUGAUCUGUUAGAUGCAACUGUGCUGCUUUUCCAGAAGUUGUAUCCAAAUGAAGAAUUCUUUCCCGAGACAUCUGGGAAUUUGGAGGAUGACAUUCUGAUUAAUCUAGAGGACUAA
This is a messenger RNA of Prunus armeniaca (apricot), 1710 nucleotides long. Lineage: Eukaryota; Viridiplantae; Streptophyta; Magnoliopsida; Rosales; Rosaceae. The record is from the annotation of a GenBank genome assembly.